ACUCUCAUUCCAUACCACUAUAUAUAUAUUCUCUACAAUUAUGAAUUAGAGUGAAAGUCUUUUUAAAAAGUACCUAAUUACCUAUAAAAGCAAUAAGUUGGUCAUUUUCACUUAUGGUUCUUUGGGGUUGACUUUUAAUGACAUUUGAUCAUGGUCAUAUGCUCAGAUUCUAAACUAGUGUCUAAUUUGAGCAAGAUGAGACAUCUAGAUCUAAGUUAUAAUAAUUUUGACGAGGAUGCCUUCAGGAUUUUGGGUGCUCUCCCAUCCCUUAAGUUUCUAUCCUCAGUGUCCAAUAGCAUGGAAGGACCACUUUCUAACCAAGAAUUGACUUAUAAUCUUAGCAAUUUGGAGGUCCUCCUCCUCAGAGGAAAUCUGCUCAAUGGAACACUACCAAUGGAAGGUUUGACAUCCUUCAGCUAUCUUCAUAUCUUAGAUUUGAGUGAGAAUAAUUUCUUUGCAAGUAUUCUCCAUCCAUAGGAGCAUUAUCUUCUCUGAAAGCUCUAUCUCUGGCUCAAAAUAAUCUUAGUGGUUCUUUAUCAAUUCAAGGUAAAAAUUCUAUUCGUUAAGGUUAUCUAUUAUAAACUAAAAGGCCAACAAAGUAGAAAUUCAAAGGCCAACAAAAAUUCUAUUGCUUCCUUUCUGUUUUUAUUUAUUAAUUUAUUUGCUUCUUGCAAAUAAAUAAACUAGCAUUGAAGAAAACUAUGAACUAGCAUCAUCUUUAUGUUUUCAAGAGUUAGCUGGUGUCUGAUAAAAUUGGAAGUUGAAAACUAAAAGUUGAGGAAAAUUCUAUUAUACACUCCUUUAAAAAAUGUGUAUCAUAUGAACCCCUAAUUAUGUUAUUUUAUUCUUUAGUUAUGUUAUU
Molecule: messenger RNA, 862 nt
Organism: Camellia sinensis
Lineage: Eukaryota; Viridiplantae; Streptophyta; Magnoliopsida; Ericales; Theaceae
Source: RefSeq, a predicted model, not a curated record